Messenger RNA from Nicrophorus vespilloides, 3437 nucleotides. RefSeq lists its product as uncharacterized. Bases 938 to 3205 code for a protein of 755 amino acids. Lineage: Eukaryota; Metazoa; Arthropoda; Insecta; Coleoptera; Silphidae. Gene Ontology annotation, molecular function: protein-containing complex binding. The record is from RefSeq and is a predicted model, not a curated record. The transcript is spliced from 15 exons.
UCUUAUUACACUUAUAAAGCAUGUACGCACGUGUCUGUAAUUAAAUUAGGAAAGUUUCAUAUCUUGAGAGACGUAUUUUACUGGUAUUCUGGAUUGCUUGAACAAAUCGAUAGCAUUGUAGUGGAAAUGGAAAGAUCUUUAACAGUACAGAGAUUGUUCAGACGAAACCCAUCACUUCUGGAUUACGAUUUAACAAUAAAUGCGGAAACAAAAUCGUGGUUCAUUUUCCCAAAAAAUAAGAGGAUGAAACUUUAUAUGGAUUAUGAAGAUAAUUUGAAGGAUCGUUCGACUAAGUUCUUCUGCAGGUAUUUCUUAAUGAGAAGCACCAUUCUACCGGAUGGAAAAGUUAUAGCUGUAUAUACAAUCAUCGAUACUAUAUACAUAUUUGUCACAGUCUUUUAUAUACCUCUGAUGCACUUUUACCGAACUUAUUGGGAACCCAUGUUCUUCAUAAGCUCUUUAUUUGAUAUUUGGGGAUUAUUUGAUAUGUAUAUUCGUCUACAUAUUUGUUAUUAUAAUAAAAAUGGGAUAUUAGUGUCGCAUCCAAAGAGCACAGCACUAAAUUACUUGAAAACCAAUUUCUUCCUUGAUGUUUUGAGCAUUUGCCCAAUAGAGAAGAUAUUGGAGUUCGAACACGAAAACGCUUUGUAUAUUGAAAAUUACAAGCUGCAAGUUAUAUGUACCUUUAAUAAACUAAUUAAGCUGUACAGAUAUUACAAAACUAGAGAGAACUCGCUUACAGUAAGGUUGUCAUUAAUACGGACUUUUUCAAAUUUAGCACCUAUAUUGUUAGUCCUUAUUCACAUCAUGUCCGUUUUAAUGGUUUUGGGAACUUGUGACUUCGAUAUCAGCAAUGGAUAUAAAAUCAGCGUAAGAAAUAACACUUGGCUUCGGGGACAACGUAAAGUUCAAACUAUUGCACGAUUAAAGACAUUGCAUGAAAUAUUCAAAUUUAGGUAGCGUCCAGAAUGUCGUCGGCAACCCGACUUUGGUGAUUCACAUAAACUGCUUAUUCUGGGUUAUCCAUAAUAUGCUUAAUUCGCCUUUCAAUUCGUGGAUUGAUUAUAACACAUUUUCGAAUUGGGAGAUAUUCAUAACAUGUCUGUGCCUCGUCGGAGGAUAUUUAUUUUUCAGUUACGUAUUAGGUCAAAUGGCUCGUAUACAAGCCACACUCAAUCAUACACUAAUGGAGUACCAAACACAUACCAUGGAACUGAAGCAUUUUAUGCAAAGGGAAAACGUAAAUCGUAGACUUCAAAAGCAAAUAUUGACGUACUUUGAUUACGUUUGGAAACGGACCAUAGGAUUCGAUGGUAUUAAACCCGUCAAGCUGUGUCACGACGCACUUAAAGAAGACUGGAUUGUGAGAUACUAUGAGCCCGUUCUGGAGAAGGUUCCAAUUUUCGAAGAUUUAUCCUUCAUAGCUGGCAUUGCAAUUGGUAUACAUUUGCUGGAAGAUUACUUCGUGGAUAGAGCUAUAAUAAUCAAUUUCAAUGAUAUAAUCGACAAGGCAUACAUAAUUCGAGCAGGUGAAGUGCAAAUACUUAACGUGGAUAAAAAAUGCGUCGAAGUAUUAGGCAUUGGCAGCAUGUUCGGUAAUUUAGACAACGUCGUACAUAUAAGAAGCAUGGUCAAAGUUAUCGUAGUAAAACCAGUAGACCUCCUGUACAUAAACAGUAGAAAAAUGUAUGAAUUGCUGAAAGAUGCUCCUACCAUUCGCACGCGAUUAAUACGUCACAUCUUACUCAAUUGUCUGACGUAUGUAAAAAGCGACACUCCGGUGCAUUUCAAUGCUGCUGCAAUAAAUACAGACAUUCCCGUCAUCGUUCCUUGGAGUUACAAACGAACGAUGACGUCACCUAUAGUGGAAUGGUGCUUCAUGCUCUGCAAUUAUGUUUCGAUCCUAUGGACGUUCUAUAUUAUAGGAUUCGAAGUGAAAUCCACUUCAUACGUUUACCUGUUCAUAUUCUAUAUAAUAGACUUAACUUAUUUGCUGCAAAUCGUCAAUGACCUCUCCAUCAAGAAAUGGGUUUCAUAUGGAAAGAUUUAUGUAAAUAAACAGGCCCUACUUUGGUACCUAAAAUAUCGCUUACCUUUACAUGUGGCAUGCAUACUACCAUUUGAAUUAUUCUAUUUCGUGCAACCAAAAAUUAUGUGGAAAUACGUUGGUUUCCUACGAUUAAAUAGAAUAUUAAAAUUAUUUAGAAUAUUUAAUUUCCUGCAAAAGUACAUGGCUAUCAAUAUGAUUCUCAUGAAUCUAUUGGGAAUAGUCGCCGGACUCUAUUUGUUCAUACAUUGCAAUGCGUGUUUGCUGUAUGCUAUUUCCUGUCCAUAUAGAAAUUGUGACUUUGAGACGUGGUUCGGAAAAACCACUAUUGCGAAUGGCAAGAAAAUUAAACGGUACAAUUGCAACAAUGCCUACAUAUGCAGCUUGCAUUUUAUUGCAUCGUUGGUCAGUCACACUUGUUACGGAAGAUUCAGGCCAACUCAAGCGUACGAAAGAUCCAUUAUUGCCAUCAUGGCUGUAAUUGAUAGGAUUUUGCUGUACUAUUUCAUUGGACAAAUUUACAUAGUCGUUAAACAGCUGUCAUUUGCAAUGUUGAAAUUUGAAUACAAUCGAAACGAGUUGCAUUAUUUUCUAUCGUAUUCAAUGGUAUCUCCCAGGCUUAUACAUAAUGUGAUUAGAUAUUUCAACAAUCUAUGGUUGUAUAGCAAAGGAAGACACAUACCCUUGUUCCUCGAACGUAUGCCAAUGCAUCUGAAAAUGUCGCUUAAAGUAUCAAUUUACGGACAUCACAUUUUUAAUAAUCCAAUUUUCUUAAAUUGCCAUCCGGAUUUCCUGCGACAAGUUGCCGGCGUACUAGAAGUACGUGUAUUCUUCAGUGGAGAUACAAUCUGCAAGCAAAACGAAAUUAACCAAAGGAUGUAUUUCAUCCAACAAGGAAACGUCGAUGUGUUCGAGUCCAAUAAGUUUGAAGAAACUAAAGUUGAUGAACUCUGGUCAUUAGAUUGCUUCGGUUUGAUGCAAGGAUUAUUUGAAUUCUUUCCUCAUAAUUACAGCUUUAGAGCCACCACCAUUACCACAAUUGUAACUCUAACGUUGUGUAAUUGGAAACCAAUGUUGGUCUUUUUUCCAGCAUCGAAGUUAGAAAUUUACGACAGGUUUUGUAUGGAUUACUUAAAUCAGCUCACUGAACAAACUUAAUUAUUAAAUUAUUUAGAUUCGUGAUUGAAUAAACAAGUUUCUUUAACCCUUUUCAAAAAUGCCUUUAUUUUAUACAAUUAGUAAACAGAAACCGAAAGAAUAAUAAUUAUACAUCAAAUAUAUUUUUUUUUUGGUUUCAUUUUCUUAAAUGUUGUGUGUGGUUUCAUUGAAAAUGUUAAACAUUUUAUAUCUUAACCUUUUCGUGUAGUAACAAGGGAUUAUUAUCUAGGUA